Molecule: messenger RNA, 2153 nt
Organism: Physcomitrium patens
Lineage: Eukaryota; Viridiplantae; Streptophyta; Bryopsida; Funariales; Funariaceae
Product: phospho-2-dehydro-3-deoxyheptonate aldolase 2, chloroplastic
Biological process (GO): aromatic amino acid biosynthetic process
Molecular function (GO): 3-deoxy-7-phosphoheptulonate synthase activity
Source: RefSeq, a predicted model, not a curated record
CGUGGGAACGAGUGUAUGGGAACCUUCGUCUCCCCUGGUCAGGUGGGUGUCCACUAUAUGCUCCGCUCCGUUAAGUCCUCAGGGACUUUGCAGAGUGGUACGAGUGGUUGCAAUUCGGGAGCUUCAGCCAUGGCGGUGGCGACCAGAGCCCUCAAGCUCCCUGGCCUGGAGCGACAACGUGCGUGGAAGACAGGAAGAGUUGCGGAAAAUGGAAGCCUCCCGUCGAGCGCAGCUUCCAUGGUGGGCUGUCGCCGUGCCAAUACGGGUAGGGUAGGCGUUGUGGUGCGAGCCAUCCGAGCGCCGGAGAUAAAAGGAGUGGAGAGUGAUGAGGACAUUCCGGGCGUAGCGAAGGACUGGAGCCCCGGGAGCUGGCGGUCCAAGACUGCAUUGCAGCAACCUUCGUACCCGGACCCUGAGAAGGUCGCUGAGGUUGUGAAGCAGAUGGAAGGAUACCCACCUCUCGUGUUCGCGGGUGAGUCGCGCAGUUUGGAGGAGCGCUUAGGGGAGGCCGCUUUGGGUAGAGCAUUCUUGUUGCAGGGAGGUGACUGCGCCGAGAGCUUCAAAGAGUUCAACGCGAAUAACAUUAGGGAUACAUUUCGGUUGCUGCUGCAAAUGAGCGUUGUGCUUAUGUUCGGAGGGCAGCUGCCGGUUGUGAAGGUUGGAAGAAUGGCUGGACAAUUUGCCAAACCCAGAUCAGCCGAUAUGGAAGACGUGAAUGGAGUAUCGCUGCCGAGUUACCGGGGGGAUAACAUAAAUGGCGAUGCCCCGAAUCUUGAAGCUAGGGUACCCGAUCCCGAAAGAAUGGUCCGUGCAUACAGCCAGUCUGCUUCUACUCUGAACCUUCUUCGUGCUUUCGCCACUGGAGGGUAUGCUGCCAUGCAGAGGAUUAAGGACUGGAACCUUGACUUCGCAUCUCACAGCGAGCAAGGCGACAGGUACCGAGAGCUGGCUAAUCGGGUGGACGAAGCACUAGGAUUCAUGACUGCCUGUGGAUUGCCUCUGGAUUCUCCAGUGAUGACCACCACUGAAUUCUGGACCUCUCACGAGUGCCUGCUCCUUCCAUAUGAGCAAGCAAUGACCCGGCAGGAUUCCACUUCGGGACUAUGGUACGAUUGUUCAGCACAUUUUGUGUGGAUGGGCGAGCGAACCCGGCAGUUAGAUGGUGCUCAUAUUGAAUUUCUGCGAGGAGUUGCUAAUCCUUUGGGAGUGAAGGUAAGUGACAAGAUGGACCCCGCAGAGUUGGUGAAGCUCUGUGAGAUUCUAAACCCACGGAACAAGCCAGGUCGACUCACUGUUAUUGUGCGAAUGGGAGCUGAGAAGCUGCGUCAAAAACUCCCUGCUUUGGUUCGGGCCGUACGCCAGGCAGGCAUUAUUGUCACAUGGGUGUGUGACCCGAUGCAUGGAAACACUAUUAAGGCGCCCUCGGGAAUCAAAACUCGCCCGUUUGACUCCAUUUUGGACGAAGUUAAGGCUUUCUUCGACGUGCAUGAACAGGAAGGUACACACGCUGGAGGAGUUCACCUCGAAAUGACAGGACAGAAUGUGACUGAAUGUGUGGGAGGAGGCCGCACUGUGACCUUUGAAGAUCUAAGCUCUCGUUAUCACACUCAUUGUGAUCCCAGGCUAAACGCUUCACAAUCGCUGGAACUGGCUUUUAUCAUUGCUGAGCGUCUUCGCAAGAGACGCAUUGCGGUUUCUGAUGAAAAGGAUGUUUUGUCACUCAACGGUCUUACUCGUGCAGAAGGUGUUGUGUUGUGAUGUUAAACCUCGUAUAACUAGGGACAUGAAGUCCUUAAAAGAAAAGUUUAGAGGAAUUGGCCAUAGCCCUGGCCAGUAUGUCCUGAGUUUCAAUUUUCCUCCCAUUGCACUUGUGGGAUGAGUACCGGGUUCGUCAUACUUGGGAUCUUUCAUUGUUUCUAGAAAAAUAUUGUAGCAGUCUCUUUCUGUAGUGUAAUAUGUCUUCUCUGAUCAGAGUUGCUCGUCUUUGAUGUGGAGAUGUUCAUCAUUUUCGGUGGGAACGAAAUUUCCCCGACAGAAUGGCGAAAGUUAGUAUGCGCUAACGGCCAAUUUGGUAACGAAGUCUUGAAAAGAGAUAGUGUGGUUGAACAUGAUUGAUCGAAUAACUACGUUUCUACUGUGCGAGAUUUCCCGCA